Messenger RNA from Closterium sp. Naga37s-1, 4675 nucleotides. The record is from the annotation of a GenBank genome assembly. NCBI's taxonomy places the organism in Eukaryota, Viridiplantae, Streptophyta, Zygnematophyceae, Desmidiales, Closteriaceae.
AUCUAGUCUCCCGCGGCUCAAAUCUACUCCUCCGCGGCCUCGUUCCUCCCUCCCGCGGCCUCGUUCCUCCCUCCCCUCCCGCGGCCUCGUUCCUCCCUCCCGCGGCCUCGUUCCUCCCUCCCCUCCCGCGGCCUCGUUCCUCCCUCCCGCGGCCUCGUUCCUCCCUCCCCUCCCGCGGCCUCGUUCCUCCCUCCCGCGGCCUCGUUCCUCCCUCCCCUCCCGCGGCCUCGUUCCUCGUUCCUCCCUCCCGCGGCCUCGUUCCUCCCUCCCCUCCCGCGGCCUCGUUCCUCGUUCCUCCCUCCCGCGGCCAUCGUUCCUCCCUCCCCUCCCGCGGCCUCGUUCCUCGUUCCUCCCUCCCGCGGCCUCGUUCCUCCCUCCCCUCCCGCGGCCAUCGUUCCUCGUUCCUCCCUCCCGCGGCCUCGUUCCUCCCUCCCCUCCCGCGGCCUCGUUCCUCGUUCCUCCCUCCCGCGGCCUCGUUCCUCCCUCCCCUCCCGCGGCCUCGUUCCUCGUUCCUCCCUCCCGCGGCCUCGUUCCUCCCUCCCCUCCCGCGGCCUCGUUCCUCGUUCCUCCCUCCCGCGGCCUCGUUCCUCCCUCCCCUCCCGCGGCCUCGUUCCUCGUUCCUCCCUCCCGCGGCCUCGUUCCUCCCUCCCCUCCCGCGGCCUCGUUCCUCGUUCCUCCCUCCCGCGGCCUCGUUCCUCCCUCCCCUCCCGCGGCCUCGUUCCUCGUUCCUCCCUCCCGCGGCCUCGUUCCUCCCUCCCCUCCCGCGGCCUCGUUCCUCGUUCCUCCCUCCCGCGGCCUCGUUCCUCCCUCCCCUCCCGCGGCCUCGUUCCUCGUUCCUCCCUCCCGCGGCCUCGUUCCUCCCUCCCCUCCCGCGGCCUCGUUCCUCGUUCCUCCCUCCCGCGGCCUCGUUCCUCCCUCCCCUCCCGCGGCCUCGUUCCUCGUUCCUCCCUCCCGCGGCCUCGUUCCUCCCUCCCCUCCCGCGGCCUCGUUCCUCGUUCCUCCCUCCCGCGGCCUCGUUCCUCCCUCCCCUCCCGCGGCCUCGUUCCUCGUUCCUCCUCCCGCGGGCCCGUCGUUCCUCCCUCCCCUCCCGCGGCCUCGUUCCUCGUUCCUCCCUCCCGCGGCCUCGUUCCUCCCUCCCCUCCCGCGGCCUCCGUUCCUCGUUUCCUCCCUCCCGCGGCCAUCGUUCCUCCCUCCCCUCCCGCGGCCAUCGUUCCUCGUUCCUCCCUCCCUCCCGCGGCCUCGUUCCUCCCUCCCCUCCCGCGGCCUCGUUCCUCCGUUCCUCCCUCCUCCCGCGGCCUCGUUCCUCCCUCCCCUCCCGCGGCCUCGUUCCUCGUUCCUCCCUCCUCCCGCGGCCCUCGUUCCUCCCUCCCCUCCCGCGGCCUCGUUCCUCGUGAGUCCCUCCCUCCCGCGGCCUCGUUCCUCCCUCCCCUCCCGCGGCCUCGUUCCUCGUUCCAUCCUCCCGCGGCCUCGUUCCUCCCUCCCCUCCCGCGGCGGGCCUCGUUCCUCCUUCCUCGUUCCUCCUCCCUCCCGCGGCCUUCGUUCCUCCCUCCCCUCCCCGCGGCCAUCGUUCCUCGUUCCUCCCUCCCGCGGCCUCGUUCCUCCCUCCCCUCCCGCGGCCUCGUUCCUCCCUCCUCCCUCCCUCCCGCGGCCUCGUUCCUCCCUCCCCUCCCGCGGCCUCGUUCCUCGUUCCUCCCUCCCGCGGCCUCGUUCCUCCCUCCCCUCCCGCGGCCUCGUUCCUCCCUCCUCCCUCCCUCCCGCGGCCUCGUUCCUCCCUCCCCUCCCGCGGCCUCGUUCCUCGUUCCUCCUCCCGCGGCCUCGUUCCUCCCUCCCUCCCGCGGCCUCGUUCCUCCCUCCUCCCUCCCUCCCGCGGCCUCGUUCCUCCCUCCCUCCCGCGGCCUCGUUCCUCGUUCCUCCCUCCCGCGGCCUCGUUCCUCCCUCCCUCCCGCGGCCUCGUUCCUCCCUCCUCCCUCCCUCCCGCGGCCUCGUUCCUCCCUCCCUCCCGCGGCCUCGUUCCUCGUUCCUCCCUCCCGCGGCCUCGUUCCUCCCUCCCUCCCGCGGCCUCGUUCCUCCCUCCUCCCUCCCUCCCGCGGCCUCGUUCCUCCCUCCCUCCCGCGGCCUCCCUCCUCCCUCCCUCCCGCGGCCUCGUUCCUCCCUCCCUCCCGCGGCCUCGUUCCUCCCUCCUCCCUCCCUCCCGCGGCCUCGUUCCUCCCUCCCUCCCGCGGCCUCGUUCCUCCCUCCCUCCCGCGGCCUCGUUCCUCCCUCCCUCCCGCGGCCUCGUUCCUCCUCCCGGCCCGUUCCUCCUCCCUCGCGGCCUCGUUCCUCCCUCCCUCCCGCGGCCUCGUUCCUCCCUCCCUCCCGCGGCCUCGUUCUCCCUCCCUCCCGCGGCCUCGUUCCUCCCUCCCUCCCGCGGCCUCGUUCCUCCCUCCCUCCCGCGGCCUCGUUCCUCCCUCCCUCCCGCGGCCUCGUUCCUCCCUCCCUCCCGCGGCCUCGUUCCUCCCUCCCUCCCGCGGCCUCGUUCCUCCCUCCCUCCCGCGGCCUCGUUCCUCCCUCCCUCCCGCGGCCUCGUUCCUCCCUCCCUCCCGCGGCCUCGUUCCUCCCUCCCUCCCGCGGCCUCGUUCCUCCCUCCCUCCCGCGGCCUCGUUCCUCCCUCCCUCCCGCGGCCUCGUUCCUCCCUCCCUCCCGCGGCCUCGUUCCUCCCUCCCUCCCGCGGCCUCGUUCCUCCCUCCCUCCCGCGGCCUCGUUCCUCCCUCCCUCCCGCGGCCUCGUUCCUCCCUCCCUCCCGCGGCCUCGUUCCUCCCUCCCUCCCGCGGCCUCGUUCCUCCCUCCCUCCCGCGGCCUCGUUCCUCCCUCCCUCCCGCGGCCUCGUUCCUCCCUCCCUCCCGCGGCCUCGUUCCUCCCUCCCUCCCGCGGCCUCGUUCCUCCCUCCCUCCCGCGGCCUCGUUCCUCCCUCCCUCCCGCGGCCUCGUUCCUCCCUCCCUCCCGCGGCCUCGUUCCUCCCUCCCUCCCGCGGCCUCGUUCCUCCCUCCCUCCCGCGGCCUCGUUCCUCCCUCCCUCCCGCGGCCUCGUUCCUCCCUCCCUCCCGCGGCCUCGUUCCUCCCUCCCUCCCGCGGCCUCGUUCCUCCCUCCCUCCCGCGGCCUCGUUCCUCCCUCCCUCCCGCGGCCUCGUUCCUCCCUCCCUCCCGCGGCCUCGUUCCUCCCUCCCUCCCGCGGCCUCGUUCCUCCCUCCCUCCCGCGGCCUCGUUCCUCCCUCCCCUCCCGCGGCCUCGUUCCUCCCUCCCUCCCGCGGCCUCGUUCCUCCCUCCCCUCCCGCGGCCUCGUUCCUCCCUCCCUCCCGCGGCCUCGUUCCUCCCUCCCCUCCCGCGGCCUCGUUCCUCCCUCCCUCCCGCGGCCUCGUUCCUCCCUCCCUCCCGCGGCCUCGUUCCUCCCUCCCCUCCCGCGGCCUCGUUCCUCCCUCCCUCCCGCGGCCUCGUUCCUCCCUCCCUCCCGCGGCCUCGUUCCUCCCUCCCCUCCCGCGGCCUCGUUCCUCCCUCCCCUCCCGCGGCCUCGUUCCUCCCUCCCUCCCGCGGCCUCGUUCCUCCCUCCCCUCCCGCGGCCUCGUUCCUCCCUCCCUGGCCUCGUUCCUCCCUCCCCUCCCGCGGCCUCGUUCCUCCCUCCCUCCCGCGGCCUCGUUCCUCCCUCCCUGGCCUCGUUCCUCCCUCCCCUCCCGCGGCCUCGUUCCUCCCUCCCUCCCGCGGCCUCGUUCCUCCCUCCCUCCCGCGGCCUCGUUCCUCCCUCCCUCCCGCGGCCUCGUUCCUCCCUCCCUCCCGCGGCCUCGUUCCUCCCUCCCUCCCGCGGCCUCGUUCCUCCCUCCCUCCCGCGGCCUCGUUCCUCCCUCCCUCCCGCGGCCUCGUUCCUCCCUCCCCUCCCGCGGCCUCGUUCCUCCCUCCCUCCCGCGGCCUCGUUCCUCCCUCCCUCCCGCGGCCUCGUUCCUCCCUCCCUCCCGCGGCCUCGUUCCUCCCUCCCCUCCCGCGGCCUCGUUCCUCCCUCCCUCCCGCGGCCUCGUUCCUCCCUCCCUCCCGCGGCCUCGUUCCUCCCUCCCUCCCGCGGCCUCGUUCCUCCCUCCCUCCCGCGGCCUCAAUCCUCCGUUCCCCGGCCGCAAACCGCUCUCCCGUGGCAGCAAUCCUUCCUCCCGCCGCCACGCCCCAAUCUGCCCGCCGACACGGACGGUCUGCGAGUCGACGCGGACGAUCAGCGCGGCGACGCGGACGGCCGGCGGCGCGCGGCGCGACGCGGACGGCCGGCGGCGCGCGGCGCGACGCGGACGCGCCGCCGCGGACGGCCGCCGCGCGCGGCGGCGCGGACGGCCGCCGCGCGCCGCGGCGGCGCCGACGGCCGCCGCGCGACGGCCGCCGCGCGCCGCCGCGGACGGCCCCGGCGCGCGGCGACGCCGACGGCCCCCGCGCGCCGCCGCGGACGGCCGGCGCGCGGCCGCCGACGGCCCCCGCGCGCGGCGGCGCCGACGGCCGCCGCGCGCCGCCGCGGACGGCCCCGGCGCGCGGCGACGCCGACGGCCCCCGCGCGCCGCCGCGGACGGCCGGCCGCGCGCCGCCGCGGACGGCCGGCGCGCGGCCGCCGACCACCCCGCGCCGUCGCGGACGGCCGUCUCCCCUACCUCCUCCCCCUACUCCACCCUUAA